ACGAGAUGAGCAGCGCCGGAGCCGCCGCUGCAAGAUGCUGGAUGGACACGUCCUGCUGGGAUGGCUCGGCUCCUGCGCGCUCCUAGGGCUGCUCGCCUGCGCUCCGCGCCCGGCCCACGCCUACUUCGGGCUGACGGGGAACGAACCCCUGACCAUCCUCCCUCUGACCUCAGAAAUGGAGGAAGCUGCCGUCAAAGCCCACUACAAAGUCUGUGACCGCCUGAAGCUGGAGAAGAAGCAGCGCAGGAUGUGCCGGCGGGACCCCGGCGUGGCUGAGACCCUGAUGGAGGCGAUCAGUAUGAGCGCAUUGGAGUGUCAAUACCAGUUUCGCUUUGAACGCUGGAACUGCACCCUUGAGGGUCGCUACAGGGCCAGCUUGCUAAAGAGAGGUUUUAAGGAGACAGCUUUCUUGUACGCCAUCUCCUCUGCGGGGCUGACACAUGCCAUGGCCAAGGCGUGCAGUGCGGGGAGAAUGGAGCGUUGCACCUGUGACGAGGCACCUGAUCUGGAGAACCGUGAGGCUUGGCAGUGGGGUGGCUGCGGUGACAACCUGAAAUAUAGCAACAAGUUUGUCAAGGAGUUCCUGGGGAGGAAACCCAACAAGGACCUGCGAGCCAGGGUGGACUUCCACAAUAACCUUGUGGGCAUGAAGGUCAUCAAAGCUGGAGUGGAGACAACCUGUAAAUGCCAUGGAGUAUCUGGAUCCUGUACUGUCCGAACAUGCUGGAGGCAGCUCUCUCCAUUCCAUGAAAUAGGGAAGCAGCUGAAGCAGAAGUACGAGACAUCGCUGAAAGUGGGCAGCACUACCAAUGAGGCUACAGGGGAAGGAGACAUCUCCCCACCCAAGAAGUCCAUCCCUGGUCACAGUGAUCAAAUCCCAAGGACUACGGAUCUUGUCUACAUUGACGAUUCCCCAAGUUUCUGUAUGAUGAGUAGAUACUCACCUGGGACUUCGGGAAGGAAAUGUUACAAAGACAAGAACUGUGACAGCAUCUGCUGUGGGCGAGGGCACAAUACACAAAGCCGGGUGGUCACCCGUCCAUGCCAGUGCCAGGUCCGUUGGUGCUGCUAUGUGGAAUGCAAGCAAUGCACCCAGAGAGAAGAGGUUUACACCUGCAAAGACUGACGCAUUUUCUGCUUGAUGGCAACCCUCGGUGAUGGGCAAUGGAGAUCUAUGAGAACUACAUAUGGAGACAAACAGGGUUUGAUUGACCUUCUGGUAUCUGAAAGCUAUGUUAAGACAUAAGCACUUUGUAGGGUACAGGUGACCCAGCUGUGUUGCUGUUUUGUUUUUGUUUUUGUUUUUUUUUGUUUUGUUUUAUUUUCAUGUAGACUGAAUUUUAAUGAGGUCCAACCAUGUGGAAAUACGUGCCUGUCACACUGGGGUUAGACACCAGCUGACCUUCACCUUAGUCAUCCAUGCAGUUUGAUGGACCAUUUGUCCUUGGAACAUCUUAAUCAUUUCACCAAUUCUCCAUUAACUCCUGGGCUAAUAUAUUCUUUUUGGCAUAAAUAACCUUUACGACUUUAUUCCUGAGGCUUACCCAACUGUUUAGAGAGCUAAGGAGAUAAGAAAGAACAAUCUUUCUGCUUUGAAUGAGAUGGUAUGGGGAGUGGUCAAUUUUUGGUUUUCAUCUCUAAAACUGGAGAGAAGUGCAUAGGGUAAGCAGGAACAGCCCUAAUAGUUCCUCUAGUGGAGUUUCUGCACAAUGAGCAAACAAGGCUCUGACAAAGAGACCCACUGGGAGGGUAAGCUUUUUAACGACAACUCCAUAUCCACAUGCUUUGAUCAUUAAAUACAGCUCAAAAAAUGUUGGGUCCACCAUGUUGCAGACAGAAAUAUAUUCAAGAAAGAGGUUGGGAAGACAAUAGAAAACCAGACGUGCCUGUCCCCUUCAGUCCAUCAAAUGUUCUUUUUUAAAGCAAUUUCUUGACAUGCAGUUUCUUUAGCACUAUUACUGUCUUAAUUGUUUGUUUGUGUUUUUUUUUAAAAAAAAAAACCACUAGAUACUUUUGUUUUAUUUUCACUUUGCGCAUGAUUUAUUUUUCUCUCCUCUUCCCACCUCUCAUUGAUCAAAUUCACCCUGUGGUAACUACUUCAGAAAUCUGAACUGGAACUUUUUAGUUCUUAUGCCAGCUUAUGCCAGAAUUUGGACGUGCAUUUCUGAGUAGGACAAGAGAAAUUCCAGUGCAUGUUGGAACACAGUGCUGCCUUGCAUUGUAAAGCAGCUAUUUUGGACUAGAUCAGACCUCUGGAGGAGUUGACUUUUCUCUCAGUAGGUCAUCAUUCCAUUUGCUCUAAACCAUGGCAGUGGUACAUGACACAAGCUGUAUGUAAACCGUAUGACCUUAAGAUUUUUUUUUUUAACCACUAGAUCGAGAACUGUAUUUUAAAAAUGCAACUGCUAAAUAGUAAGCAACUAUUGGAUUUGGAACAACCAAUCGAUGUAGAGACAAACUAUCAAAUGGCCAGAGAAGCCAGAAAUUGACUGCAGUGGUAGAUCGCUCUGAUGUUGUGAAAUAGAGGACAACCUUCAGCAUUUCUUUUUACCUUUGAAGGGGGUACUUAUAAUCCAGGACUUGAUGUGGCAAUAUCCUUCAGUCAUAUAAAAGUGGAUUGUAAGCAGCCAGUGAAUGCCUCAACAAAGCUUUCUAAGGAAAUACUGGAGAGCGGCGGGCAUUUUAUUUUAUUUUUGGUAGCAAUUUUUGAUUGUUCAGUAGUAGCAAUUUCCAUCUAUUUUGUAUAAGCCAUUGUUCUGGUUCUCAAAGGAGGAAAGCUGGCUGGAGUUUUUCAAGAAGUAAUAGAUGUUAGCCAAGCAAAAAAGAGAGCAGUUUUCCAAGAUGGACCAUUAUUUUUUAAGGUGUUUUUCUUUUCUACCUUUAUUUUUUUCUUUUUUUUUUUUCCUUCCCACCUCUCCCCCCAAAUAAUAGCCACUAAUAUUUAAGCUGUUCAUGUGCAUCUACUGGGAGGAGAAAAGAUAUAUAUUUUUUUUUUCUUGGUAAUAAAUACCUGUAGUCCAGCCUGGCUUGUUGGCAUCAAAUCUUGAGGUGGAGGCAUGGGGAGGGGCAGGAUGUUACUGUUAAUAGUGCUAUGGUCCUGCGAGGUGAAGCAUACUGUCCCCUUUUUUUGAUAUUUGCUGUACAAUUCUGGAGGUUGGGGUGGUGCUGGAGAAGGAAGACUCCACACACAGUGUUUAUCCUUUCCACCACAGCAAAGGUGCGGUGGUACAUUCUGCGCAGGAAGGUCUCGUAGCUUCUGGGAGAUGCACCGCUUUGAAAUUCACCCAUGAGCAGUUUGUCUAAUGGUUUAAAAAAUAAACUGACUAGAAACCUAUUAUUCACUGUGUGCAUGUGUGUAUAUGUAUAUAUACACACACGCUGACACAUAAAUAUAUAUGUAUAAAUAUUGAACUAACAUUUAUUUAUUGUAAAGCCCUUCAGAAGGACCUUCUUAUGGUUUCAAUGUGGUAUUAUGUUAAAUUCUCUUUCUUCCUCUGUCUCUGUCUCUCUCUCUCACACAUAUGUGCAAACUCACUGUUACAUUUUUAUGUGUCUGCUAGAUUAGCUCUUCCCCUCCAAAGUAAGGCCGGAUCCAAACCUGCUCAGGAUAUGAGGAUUUUUGGGUCUGAAUUAAUAUUUCUAGCCCCAUUCUUUUUAAAAAAAAAAAAACUUGUUCUUAAGUAGAGAAUGGGACCCAAUUUAUGUGCAUUAUUAUUAUUAUUAAUUAUUAUUAUUGUUGUUAUAUUUAAACCAUGGGCCUCAUUUUCCUCCUUUUCACUGGUGUCUCUGUCUCCAUUGACCUCGCUGGAGUAAGUCCACAUUGCACUGGUGUGAGAGGAGAAUGAGUCCCUAGAUGCAGAAGAGAGGGCGGUGGUGGCAUCGAUAUCAUUGCAGAGAAAAUGCCUGGGUCAGAUGGGAUAGGGGUAGCUUGGUGUGUUUGGCAGUGGGAGGAGAGAGAGAGAGAGAGAGAGAGAGAGAGAGAGAGAUGGGUGGGCAAUAAGGCAGACUGUCAAAGCUUGACUAGAAGAAAGAGGCAAAGAGUGAAUGAACUACUGAGUGAAAGAGCUCUUCUGUGUAUUAUAACUCACGCACUGAAGCCUGGAUGCUUUCUGUAAGUAUUUAAGAAAAAAAAAAAAAAAGAAAAACACACAAAAAACAAAUUGUAUUUAUGUUAAUGUGGAUAUAUUACUUGCCUGUUAUAUAUUGUAAAUAGCAAGGUUUAUUCUCCUGUGGUUAAAAAAAAUAUAAAUAACUAAAUAGUAGCGAGGCACAUGUGUUAAAUGUAUAGGCAGUGUAUAAAAUAUACUAACACUCUGAAAUCAGGAGAACUUGUCUUCUUGACCUUUUGACCUAGGGUGGUAAAAUGUAUGUGGGUUUUCUUCUGCCCCUCCACCACAUUGUGUGUGUUUUGGGUGCGUGGGGGUAUUUAGAUCCAGCAUUUUCCAAUGUUUGCCUUAUCUUUGAAGAAAGAAUAGGGGGAAAAAGCCUCGUUUUGGAAAAAUUCAGUGGAGCUUGAGUAGGAUAAAACAACCUGAAUGACCUGAUCUAGUUGAAGAUGACUCAGCUCACUGUGCAGGGAUUGGACUAGAUGACUGUCAAUGUCCCUUCCAACCCAAAAUAUUCUAUGAUUCUAAGUAGCAGCUGGUAGAAAAGAUGUCAAACUCUCAAAUGCUUGAGCUGGGUUUUCUGCUGGUGAUAGAUGCAUGUUGGAAUUGAAUUAACCCAUGGAGCAGGAGCUUCUGCUUUUGCUACUCCAUACACAAGUUCAGAAAACCCUAGAUAAGAGACCCUGAAGUCCUCUAUAAAACAUUGAUAAGCAUCCUGUAGAACCCUUUUUGUUCCAGCUUUAUGAAACUGGAUUUUUCCAGAGAGGCUAAUUCUACCACCACACCAUUGGAUCUCCAGUGCAAUUCAAUGAAAUUGCUUGUUUUUGUAAAACUACUACAAGAGUGGAUUUGGGUACCUGAAUCCUUCAUGGUGUCAUUUCAUAUUAAAACCAAAAAGUGCGAAGCAACUUUUUUCCCUUUUUCUUCCCCUCAGAGGAACAGUUUUUUUGCAGCAGACGUAACUGGAGAAGGAUGGAUAGGUGUAGGGGAGGUCUCUGGUUUUGGAUCCCCCUUUUGCCCCCUGUUCCCCCCAAAAGUGUCAAAGUGUUGGUUCUCCUAAGCUGAUCCAGCAAGACUUGUGAGAUCAGUUUUGGAGUGGUGGGGGGGUGCAACCAUUAUUUAUAUAACUUUUUUAUUAAUUUUUUUAAAAGAGAAGUUAGCUGAUGGAAGAAUAUUUUUAUUGAAUAGUGCAUUUAGUUAUGUCAGAAAUAUAAAAAAUAUAUAUAAUAUUUUUGUAAACAAGGCAAACUGAAAAUGUUUGCUGUUUUAUAUUAGAAUUUUCUAUUAAAAGAAAUAAAACCCCACACAAAUAAUUGUUGCACCCGUCAUCUGUUUUUUUAACAAGCUUCUUUUCUGUGUGACUGACUCAUAUAUGCCGGAUGUAGAGACAUGCAAAACUAGUCCUAAACAUUAUGUUCUCAUUGUCUUCCAGCUCUCAAAAAAUUUCCAAUUGGUGGAACAAUGUUUAAUCUAACAGACUUUUUUCUAUUAUUAUACCUGACAGUAAAAAUUACUUAUGAAGAAUCAGUAACUUGUAAUAAAAAUCAAAGAACCUACCCUGAAACCUCAAGCUUACCCUUUUCAAUUGUGCAUCCUGGUCUUGAGAUGGUUCUGGAUGGAAGAAAUCCAGAACAUAUUUACAAUACCUAGAUAUUUGUCAUUGAUCUCAGUUGGCAUGGGAAGAAUGACUCUUAAAAAGAUUUUUGGGAACAAGAAAAUAAUCCGAGUACAUGGGAAGGUUACAUGAAGAGGACCAAAUUCCAGGCUUGAUCUACCAAAGUCAAGUUUAAACUAAUUGAAUGGGGCAUUGUAAAAUUAUGGAGCUAGGAACUUGGUCUGCUGUGGUUUAGGGAGCUUGUCAUUCAUUUUGAGAACAGGGGGGAUGUGUUAUGGACCAUCUCUUUUCAAAAGAGCUUUUGGGGUUGCUGGUUUGAAGACCUGAGCAGGGGUGAAAUAAUUUCUGAGGAUUUUUUGUGGUCAGCCAGCUCGUACACAUCUACUUUCCUUCAGCCUAAUUCUUGAAUUUGGUUGUUAAUCAUUUUUUCAGCUGCCCUAUUUUAGCCAACACACGAGGAGAAAAUGAUGUUGGUUGGACUGUAGUAGAGUUGGAUGAGAACUCAGAUGAAGGGACAGAUUUCUCAAGAGUACUUUCAUGGAGCAGGUACUGCUUCAGGUAAUUUUCUGGUGCAUUAUAGUGCCUGUGAAAAAUUCCUCAGUUGUUUCUGCAGUAAAAUUGGGUCAGUUCUAUGCUUGAUAAAAUAAAUGCAGCAAAGCUCUUUGUUCCUAGCUAUUUAGCUCUGUGGUGAGUCUGGCUUCCAUGGCUUUCAGUUUUCAGGAUGCUAACUAGGAGAUUACUUUUGGAGAGCAAAAUUCUCCUGCAAAAGAAAUAGUGCCUUUUAUGACCGUUAACUUGAAGGAGGCGCAGUAUGGCACAAGAUCAGGCCAGUGGAAAUCUGGUCAUUGCUGAAGGAGUUAAGUCUUACGGCCAUGGUUGUUACCAUUGAAUAACUUUUAAAUCUAUUUUUCACUGAUGAGCAUUGGAUUUGACCAAGCUAUUUACACAUUGCAGGAAACAAUAUUUCUGAGGAAAAAGAAAAGGGGAAAUCUCUUGUAUUAGUGGGUGGGUAGGAAAAGCUGACAAGAGAAGGGGAUAAAAUCAUAGAUAUGCAGCUUAAUAGAGGUGGUGAUGAAUUCAGGACUAAGGAAGGCUCUGUGUGGAUAACCCUGCCACAUCCCCUUGGGCAUAGAUCCAUCUGAAACAGUGAUCAUGAAACUAGCACUAGAAUUUCACCUCGUUCCACCCUGCCUCUCUAACAAUUCUCUUUGAGGCCUGAAUGUAAAGUUUAGGAUUUGUUUUGCACACUUGGGAUGGCAUUUCCUUUUAAAGGGAGGUGGGAAUACUAACAUGAAGGACUAGUAUUUUUCUUUUUUUUUCCUUUCCAAUGUCUUAUGGGAGCCUAAGUUAUUUUUCUCUACCUCAUAUGUACAGCUUGUAGGUAUAAAUCUGAUUCUGAGUGACUGUUGAGAAUGUAUUUAAGUUAUUUAACAUCUUUGUAUAACAAAAAAA
Molecule: messenger RNA, 7173 nt
Organism: Cuculus canorus (common cuckoo)
Lineage: Eukaryota; Metazoa; Chordata; Aves; Cuculiformes; Cuculidae
Gene: WNT9A
Product: Wnt family member 9A
Exons: 4
Coding region: 35-1126 (363 amino acids)
Biological process (GO): canonical Wnt signaling pathway; neuron differentiation; cell fate commitment
Cellular component (GO): extracellular region
Molecular function (GO): frizzled binding; cytokine activity
Source: RefSeq, a predicted model, not a curated record